Messenger RNA from Sclerotinia sclerotiorum 1980 UF-70, 4161 nucleotides. RefSeq lists its product as hypothetical. The transcript has 6 exons. Lineage: Eukaryota; Fungi; Ascomycota; Leotiomycetes; Helotiales; Sclerotiniaceae. The coding region runs from base 1 to 4161 and encodes 1386 amino acids. The record is from RefSeq and is a predicted model, not a curated record.
AUGAAAUGCGCUUCCAUUGAUGGUGCUAGUCCACCAGCGCAUGAUAGAGGAGACAUGGUACACCCAAUUUUGGGCAAUUACCAUCUUCCUGUAGAGGUAGAGAAUACACGAAAGCAAUCAGGAAUGCACAAUCUCUCUCGAGAAGGCUGGGGUGAAGACAUGCCUCGAAAUUUUCCUUACAAAGAUGGAUUGCGCAUACUGCAUCCCCGUCUUCAAGAAAGGUUCGGGGACGAGAAUGUUGAUUUGGCUUUGGGUGUCUUGGAAGAAUUGAUUGAAGUGGAAGAACAACCUCCAUUCCCAGCUUCUGUUUUCCAAAGAUGGAAGCAUGAGCACCUCCGUAGGAAGACAAGUCCGCCCGGCUCCGCAAUAGAACCAACUGGACCAAUCGGGACAUCCUCAAAAUAUUCUACGCCUACUAGGUCGUUCAUGAGUAAUGCGAAGAAAGAGUUGGGGCACAGAGUGAUGAGUGCUCUCUCAGAAACCAGAGAAAGUCUGAGUUAUGCGGCUUCUGACCGGGUAGAACUGAUAGAAAUCGGGAGGUACGAGAAGCUUCCUAACGAUACGGUGCCUACCACUUUCGUAGCUUCCAAAAGCAUUGGUGGACAGGGUGCAACUCGCAAGGUCUCCAACAUAAUGAAUGUCAACUUACCACCAGGUCGUGAUAUCCCGAAUGCGAAUUUUGCAAGAAAAAACGAGUUGAUUCAAGUCGGACAGCCAACUCCAGAUUAUCUCCUUGCUCUUCGUCAGCCCACUCUUGAUGAGGUCGUCGAUAGACUGUGGGAAUCGAAGAUAAAAUGUCCUGACUCCAAUCCGCUCCGUUCUUACUUGAAUAACUACUAUAGCCUUCCCGCCAGUCCUAGUGUCUUCUUUGACGGCGGCCUUGACUAUAAAUGGGACACUCCGGAUAUUAUCGAAAGCACCGAGAACGAUGUCUCUAAUAUAUACUCCGCCUCGGGAAUUGACGAACUACUACAGUCGACUCACUUUACAUAUGAGGACAGUCACAACAUCACAGACGAUUGCCAACUAGAGAAUACAUAUCAUGCACAUACAACUGACUGUGUUGAACAGUUCGGUCUAAGCAAACUUUCGACCUCAAACAGCCAUAAUACGAAACUGUUUGAAGACAAAGAGGAGGAAAUACUGUAUCCUACCGUGUAUGUGCCUCCUGCGAAGGGCAGAAUUUCGAAGAAGGAAAAUCGUAAAGGGAGUUCAGCACUAAAGUCUGAGCCCUAUCAGAUCGAACGUGAACAUCACGAUCGCGAUAGAUGUGGUGGUAUUUGUCAGUCCUGGGAAUGUCGAUAUAAACAAGAAUACCGCAAAUCUAUGGGUAACGUUGUGAAAUGGAGCGAGCCAUCUUCAAGGUAUGGUGAAGAAUCCGAAGAAUCCGAAGAAUCCCGGCUAUCACCAACUGUCUACAGUCCACCAUCUUCCCUUGAUCCCUUCAAUAAGUACAAAAGUUCUCCGCAUAGCACUAAGCUUUCAUGGGGAGAAAAUAACAUUUCGCCUCAUUUUGUAGUUGAUUGUCUGGAAACUUGUGACGCUGGAACUGCGACAUCCCACAAGCCGACGUUUCCAAAAGAGGAGAACCUCGGAGUAACUGUACCUCAACUCAAUUCACAAUUGUCUAUGUCGCUCGAAGAAGUAAACCUUACCCCACCAGGUCGAUUAUCUGAACGUUCAUAUCUCCCAAAGAUUCCGAUAAGAAGUGAAUCUCCUGCCGCUUUCGGUAGGCCAAAGGCGGGAAGCCCAAAGAACUCAAUUUCCUUGACAACCGAGUUUCCGUUGUCUCUAAAAUCACAAACAAAUGUUAAUCAAUAUAACACUACGAAUGGGGACUCAACCAUUCCAUAUUUUUUAAGAUAUCCGGAUGAUUCACCUUUACCUGCAUCACCUGUAAUUGCGUCCAACCCAGUUCGAAAAGGAAUUAUGGAUCUCGAUGGUGCAGUCGAUGUUUGUUUUCCAAAACAAACCGAUAGAACCAAACAACCGAUUCUAGACAAUAAACCAAAAACUCCCCACAAUAUUCCCAAUAGCCACAAUGGCCAUUCACUUUACAAUGAGAAUAAUCUAGGCGAAGCUGCGAAAAGAUUUUUGAUGGAACUCAAUCAAGGCCGCCUUCCUACUCUACAAUCUCCAACAAUUUGCUCCCCACAACCUUUGUAUAUCUGCAAGCAACCAAGUCAAGUUCAACUUGAACAAGCAACAAAACAUCAAAACCAUAACACCAGCAACGAAAAAGCGGGUUUCCCACCUCGUUCGUCUUCGAUUCCAAAACGCGAGUGUUCAGGUUCAAUUGAGCAGGCCAGGCCUUUUUUAUUCGACCAAGAAGUAGCUAUCCGCGAGCCAAAAAGUCAACUUAACGAUCCAAAGAUAUCAAUCAGCCGCAGCACAAAGAUUUCACAGAUGUCUAGUGAUCAACCAAACACUCCUGGGACUGCUGAACGCUCAACUGUCUCUGAAAUCAAGCAAUACUACUUUUCUGGCAGCUCUAGUGGCCUACUUGGUGAUUUCAUCCCGAUAGGGACUCCCGGAUCGGUUUAUUCUCCUCCUCCUCAACAACAACUCCCAUUGAAAACAAUUCCUGCCAAUAGUUCGGCGUACGGUCACAAGACUGAGAAUUCCAGAAACCCAUACGCAUUCGAGCCGGAGACACCCUUAAAUAUGGACGAGUCGCCCCAGACCACAAUGACCGACUUCAUGCAUAUUUACGACGAUGUUAGACCUGCCUCAUCACCAAUUCUUGGCAUUGGACAUGUUAAGAAUUCGCGGUCGGUUGGUCAUACAACAAACAGAAGUGAUCUUUUGGCUGCACCUCAAUACUUAAGUCAUGGUCAUGGUCUUCAGCGCAGCGGAACAUCACCAAGUGUAACGCCGUCACGAUUUGUGGCACGCGAAGAAUUUCCAAAUCCCAAACAUCGAGCCUAUUAUGAUGAUGUUGAUUCUAUCUCACCCAUCCUAAAUAAUGCUUAUCCGACUCAAAGCCUACCUCAUCGCGGUCGAGCCGCGACGUUUGGGCAUUCUCGAAUCCCUCUUCGUAAGGGUUCCCAAGAGCAAUUUCAACAACCGUCGCGCUCCCCUGCUCGUAAGCCAUCCGGCGGUCAUCGCGUGCAGCCGUCACACACUUCUGACGAAGCAGGACCUGAUGGCAGAGGUCGUUCUGCAACAUACACCCCGAUUCGAAAGGAAAUAAACUCAAAUUACAGCAAUGAGUCUUAUUCGAGCUCAGCUUCGACUACAAUCAAUCGACAGAUGACUCGAUCUCCCGCAAAGAAUCUUAUCGGCGUAACCGAACAAGAUGAGACUAAUUCUGAAAGCCCGGAUUUGCUUCCAAUGUCUCCCAAGAAGAGAUCGCGCUCGCCAAUGAAAAAAAUGUUUGGGGAGCAUGGCUGGCUUGGAUCCUCACCAAAUGAGGUUAUACCCAGUAUUUUAAGUUCAAAAUCCGCCACCCAAAAAAUGGACAAACCCAGAAAACCUGGAAUGAUGGAGAAGAUCAAAAACAAAAUCGAGGGCUUCACCGAAAAGGCGGACAUGAAAAACGACAAAAAUAGAAUAUCAGUUUUGUCUAUCUCUAUCAACCCGUACGAGCAAGCUAGAUACUUGGUUGAGCUAGAACUUAUGAUAGUUCAUACAGCCAAUACAUUUCUCAUGAUCCAAUUUAGUCAAGGUCGUAUGUCUAUCGAUAGCAUCAAGAAGACCGUGGACACAUGGAAAAACAAGGGACGUCCGGCUGUUGUUGAGUUCAUGUACGACCAAGGCACUCAGCGAGAUCUUGUUACUGCCAAUCAGUAUAACUUUCGAUUCCACGGCAACCGACUGGGUGAUGACGUUCGUAUCUCAUCUAUGCUCUAUAAUUGGAAGCAGGUGGCAUCACUCAUGUCUAUCCGCACCUUUUGUAAUGCAGAUACUGUCCUCUUGAAGCUGGUGUUUGAUGUAGAACAGAUAUUGGAGCUCAUUGGGGGUUCUGAACAAAUAAUGCUACGACUCCAGCAUCUUCGACUGUCGAUCAACGAAGCGAUUCGCAUUGCCAAAGUUGACAGGGCUACCCGUACUUCGCCUAAUGGUCGUGACAGGCAGUGGGAAUCACAUUCACCACCAGGCAUCUCGCAUAACGAUUCAUAUGGAGGCAUGAAGCUCGUUCCUGAACGCUAUCUUGGCUGA